CAGGCAGAGAUGGUGAAACUAUGGAGACAUGUGUUUGUUGACGUUUUUGCAGUCUGGAUGUUAAAGUAACGAGGGCUGGGAAACAGACGCACACACAAUCAACCUGUACCAGUCUGAUAUAGGACCUUGGCUGACUGGACAGAACUCUGACUAUGGGGGUCUUCAGAGCUCUUGUCAGUCUGCUGCUCCUACCUGUAUUUUUAAAGCUCAGGAUUUUCACAGCAGGCCAGCUGACAACAGUCCCCACACCUGAUUCUACCACAAUCAUCACACCUUCACUUACUUCCACUACAGCUGCCACAACAACCAUACCAACCACCUCCACCACUACUACUGUUGCCCCAACUCUUAGCCCAGAGUUCAUUGGCUUGCCCUCCUCUGUGUCAGUGCUGGAGAGCAGACGUCCCAGGGCUGUGGUGGCAGAGUUCCAGGUGCAGAGCUCCAGCCUGCUGCCCUCUGUCCUCAUCCUUUCUGUCACACCAAACUCUAACCUGUUUGAGAUGCCCAUUGUCAGCCCCACUAACAUCUCCGGCAUCUUCAAUGUCCAGAUUGUUCUUAAUGGCUCCCUGGACUUUGAGAGGGCCAGCUUGGUUAGUGUUCGUCUGGGACUGGCCACAGCAUCUGGCUAUGUAGAACAGACUCUCCAUUUGAAAGUAGUGGACAUCAAUGAGCCUCCUCAGUGUGAGCCCCUGUUUCAGCUGGCAGGAGCUGAGGUCCAUGUCCCGGAGAAUCUGCCUGCCCCUGUGACAGUCUACACUGUCCUGGCUUCAGACCCAGACGUUAAUGACACUCUCACGUUCUCUAUCACCCAGGUGUUACCUGACACUUCUAGAGGUCAGUUUCAUAUUGGUUCCUCUGGCAGUCUCCUAUCCAGCCAGCUGUUUGACUACCACAGGGGACCAAAAGCAAGUGGCUCCAUGACUCAUCACUUGAAUAUGUUUUCAAGGGAAACAGCUGUAUCCUCUUUAAUCCUCCAUAAUCCUCUAUAA
This is a messenger RNA of Hypomesus transpacificus, 989 nucleotides long. Its product is annotated as protocadherin gamma-A4-like. Gene Ontology annotation, molecular function: calcium ion binding. Gene Ontology annotation, cellular component: membrane. NCBI's taxonomy places the organism in Eukaryota, Metazoa, Chordata, Actinopteri, Osmeriformes, Osmeridae. The record is from RefSeq and is a predicted model, not a curated record. Bases 153 to 989 code for a protein of 278 amino acids. Gene Ontology annotation, biological process: cell adhesion. The transcript is spliced from 7 exons.